AUGGCCUCCACUGCUCUCUCGUCAGAAACUUCAACCAACAAGUUCAAUCUGGACGCCGUGGCCGCACGGGGUACCGAAAUUACCGGCCUUUCAAUUUAUCAAGAUACAAAUGAAGACAUAACUCUUGAAAGAGCCCAAGAGCUGAUGGCUGAAAUGAACGCUGAUGUUCCACAAGGAGGGAGGGACAUUGUGUUUGGACAGAAAGAAACCCAACGCCUACGCUUUUGGGAACCUACUUCCAAUUCCCGCAACGCGCCAGUUGUUGUCUUUGUCCAUGGUGGAAGUUGGACAAUCGGUACUUAUCUCGACUCUGUUGGUUCACUGAAAGUCAAAUACUUGAACGAUCUUGGAUACGCAUUUGCCUCCAUUGACUACGCACUCAUCCCAAGUGUCACAGUCAAGGAGCAGGUUCAAGAGGUUGCUGACGCGGUGGCAUACAUAAUGGAAAACUCUCAGUCGCUUGGUAUCAACCCCGAAAGUGUGGUCUUGAUGGGCCAUAGCUCUGGAGCCCAUGUUGUCAGCCUGGUCGGUACCGAUUCAAGCUAUGCGCAAAAAGCGGGAUUCGAUAUAAGUUGUUUGCAAGGGGUCAUUGCGCUUGACGGCUCAAACUACAAUGCCGCUGCUUCUAUCGCCGACAACACGGGAUCAAUCGUCACGAACAUGCUCCACGGACUAGGAAGCGAUCCAGAGACACUAGAUGCAAUGUCACCCACGCUAAAUGCAGCCGGACCCAACGCUCGCGGGUUUCUUCUUCUCCAUGUCCAGCGCAAGGGAGAUAUUCGACAGGCGGUAGAGUUCUCUGCCGCCUUGAAAGCUGCGGGUACAAGGGCUGAUCUACAUGUCUUUGAAGGAGAGGGUUUUGAAGGACAUGUGGCGUUGGUCUUGAGAAUUGGCGACGAGGAAUACCCGGCAACAGUUGUUAUGAAGAAGUGGCUGGAGAAAUAUGUUCCCGUCUAG
Fusarium pseudograminearum CS3096 is the source of this 957-nucleotide messenger RNA. RefSeq lists its product as uncharacterized. Lineage: Eukaryota; Fungi; Ascomycota; Sordariomycetes; Hypocreales; Nectriaceae. The transcript has a single exon. The record is from RefSeq and is a predicted model, not a curated record. Bases 1 to 957 code for a protein of 318 amino acids.